This is a messenger RNA of Epinephelus moara (kelp grouper), 3962 nucleotides long. RefSeq names its product hypoxia inducible factor 1 subunit alpha inhibitor (gene hif1an). The record is from RefSeq and is a predicted model, not a curated record. Bases 217 to 1281 code for a protein of 354 amino acids. The transcript has 8 exons. Gene Ontology annotation, molecular function: peptidyl-histidine dioxygenase activity; ankyrin repeat binding; [protein]-asparagine 3-dioxygenase activity. Gene Ontology annotation, biological process: peptidyl-aspartic acid hydroxylation; negative regulation of Notch signaling pathway. Gene Ontology annotation, cellular component: cytoplasm; nucleus. Lineage: Eukaryota; Metazoa; Chordata; Actinopteri; Perciformes; Serranidae.
CACGGUGUGUAAACAGUUACACGGAACAGAGCUGGGAAGACGAGCUCUUGCACGUAUCUCCUCGAUUAAUUUAAUAACUGUGAAUGGGAAAGCUUGAACGUCAGUCCCGUCACUGACUCUGUAGUUUAUAAGGGUAACGUCCGGAAGAAACGCCAGUGUGUGGUUGUUUCAUUGUAGGGGGGACGGAGGCAGCUAACCACCGCUUGUCGGGCGACGAUGGCAGCGGCGACCGUUGUGGAGGCUGAUCCGGCGGGGAGCGAAGGCGGCGCCGCGUUCACCGGCGUCCAGAGCUGGAGCUGGGAUGAGUCCCAGCUCCGCAAAUACUCUUUCCCAACCAGGACUAUCCCCAGACUUUCUCACACAGACCCCCGAGCGGAGAUGCUUAUAAACAACGAGGAGCCGGUGGUGUUAACAGACACAAACCUCGUGUAUCCAGCUCUCAAAUGGGACAUUGCGUACCUGCAGGAGAACAUUGGAAAUGGGGACUUCUCUGUUUACACCGCACAAAACCACAAAUUCCUCUACUACGACGAGAAAAAAAUGGCAAAUUUUGAGAACUUUGUCCCCAAGUCGCAACGGACGGAAAUGAAAUUCACUGAAUUUGUGGAAAAAAUGCAUUUAACAGAGCAAAUGGGAGGAGAGGAGAGGGUAUAUCUGCAGCAGACCCUGAAUGACACAGUAGGGAAGAAGAUUGUCGUCGACUUCCUUGGUUUCAACUGGAACUGGAUCAACAAGCAGCAAGCCAAGAGAAACUGGGGACAGCUGACAUCCAACCUGCUGCUCAUAGGCAUGGAGGGCAAUGUGACACCAGCACAUUACGACGAGCAGCAGAACUUCUUUGCACAGAUCAAAGGCCUCAAGAGAUGCAUCCUCUUCCCUCCAGACCAGUUUGAAUGUCUCUAUCCAUACCCUGUGCAUCACCCCUGUGACAGACAGAGCCAGGUUGAUUUUGAUAACCCUGAUUAUGAGAAGUUUCCCAAUUUUAAAAAUGUUGUCGGCUAUGAGGCUGUGGUGGGCCCAGGAGAUGUGCUCUACAUCCCGAUGUAUUGGUGGCAUCACAUUGAAUCACUGUUGAACGGGGGAGUGACAAUCACUGUAAACUUCUGGUACAAAGGUGCCCCCACGCCCAAGAGGAUAGAGUACCCCCUGCGAGCUCAUCAGAAGGUGGCCAUCAUGAGAAAUAUCGAGAAGAUGCUGGGAGAAGCACUUGGAGACCCACAUGAGGUUGGACCUUUAUUGAAAUCGAUGAUCAAGGGGCGAUAUGACCAGGAUCAGAGUUAGAGCCGUGCUCCUAAAACUGUUAACUGGACUGCUUUGGAAACUGUUUGCCGUGUUUAAGUGAGACUGCUGCGUGCGUAAUGCAGAUUCUCACUUUGGAGCUAAGUACGUAUCACUGCAUGGCAAUAAGCGGCCAUCUUGAAACCAUUCUGCUUAUGUCGUCUCCGAGUGCCAUGGUCAUUGCAAAUACAUCAAUCACAGAAGAAACAUGUGACUAACUCAUGGGAACUUGUCCCACUUGAAGAAGUUUUUUUUUUUUCUUUUGUUUUUGAAAAGAAGGCCUAAUUUGACUUGAAGGGCCAGUGUGGGGGAUUUAAUAGCAUCUAGCUGUGACAUUGCAGACUGCAACCAACUGAAUACCCUUCCCUUUCUAAGAGAGCCUACAGCGGCCUUCAGGUAACAUAAAAGUGCAAAAGAUCUUUUUUCCCAUUGUCCAAUUGGAUGAUUUGAGAGGCGGCGGGUCUUCUGCUGUAGUCUGCUGUAAGUUUACAGUUGGUAAGCAAUGAAGGAGAAACUGGUGGUAGCGAUACCUAGAGCUAUACGGCCCGAUGAUAGACAGCAGGUUGUCAAACUGCCCCCGAGUCAUCCUAUAAUAUGCCUGGAAACGGCCAUCAUCGAGGAGAAGCUCCUGGACCAACUGGUGGUACUCCCCAUGAUUCACCCUCUUUUUCAGGUUCUCAUGUACCCACACAGAUCUCAGUUACCCUGUGCCCAACAAACUAUUUAAUUAUUAUUUUUUUCACCAGUGGCAUUCAAUUUAAAAAAAAGGCAGUGCGCCUUUGCAACCUGCAAAACGCUUUCUGUGUGAUAAGGGCACAAUAACACCAGCGGAAGAGGAACUGCUCCCUAUGUAGACAUGAAGGGAUCAUUCUAAGCUAACGAAAACACAACGAUUCGUAGUUUCAGGUGAUUAUACACCAUGAAAACAUAUUGGAUUCCAUUUCUGCCAAUUGAUCCCUCUAAAUCCUACACACUGGAUCCUUUAAGUUGAGAUAUAUUUAUGUAAAUCAGUAUUCUCUAUACAUCUUCAUAAUUCAAGUUAAACGUUUUUGAUUGCACUUGCUCCCCCAGUCAGUAGAAGUUGUCUGGGAUCGGUACCUUUAGAGAUAAAACCUCAACGUUUUGACCACUAAUGGAUGAGUCAAGGGUUAUUAUAUAUACAGUAUAUAUCAGCUAAAUACAGGACUUUUCUUAUAUAGAUGUGACAGCAGUUGUGGGAUGAAGUGUGGAGCGAUCAUAUUGUAUUCUCCAUCUUUAUCACAAAGACAGCUUUAAAAGUGAGUUGGUUCAUACCUCUGAAGAUGACAGGUCUUUUAAGUGUUUUUGAAAUAUUUAUCCACAUUAUCUGCAUUAUCUCCACUCCUGCCUAGCGUGGUUUUCAGGGAGUGAUAAGAAGAAGAAUUUUUCUGUUGCAAAGAAGACAGCUAUAGGCACGGUAAUGAAACACAGAAGUACAGUGAUUAAAAACUGUGGUGAAAUAUGAUCAAAAAUGUGUGUGGGUGUGAGAAAGAGAGGCUCAUAUAUUCAGCUGAAGUCAUAUGUAACUGCUUGCGGUUAAACUGUUUUAGCUGAGCGAUGCCGUUUUGUGUUUAUACUCUUGCUUGUUUGAUUUGUUUGACUUUAUUGAAUGUGCUAUUCUGCGUACCGGUAAUAGGUGAGGGGGCUCUUGAAAUAAAUAACUGCAGUUUUAGUCGCAAAUACAGUUAACUUAAAGAAAUGAAAGGAAAUACAUAUAUUAACAGACUGAUUUAGCAGAACCAUCUGCUAGGAUGUAGCUUAUGUAUCAGCCUUUGCAGUGCAACACAAUGCACCAUCUAGUGGUGACGUUGUAUAGUUACCUGCUCCAUGCACUAUACUGCUGCAAUACACAUAUCAAUAUGCAGGUUUGCAGCAGAUCUUGGAUGUAACUACGCUGCAGUGUGUACAAACGUCCAGUUGGAAACCUGUACUUGCUCUUAUGAUUACUGUUGGUUAAUAAUCCUCAGAAAGGACUCAUUUUACUUACAUGCAGCCAUAUUUUGAAGACCUUGAACAACUUGAAAGGUGGCCCUCUCUGGGUGACUUUAAAGUGCUUCCCAGGAGUAUUGUAAAAAUGUAAAUUAAACACAAGGGGGGGGGACAAUUUCAUAUGUAUGUGCCAAAACAAUAUGCAAACCAGUCAAGGGGAAUCUCCACAUUCAGAACGCUUUGUUUGCCUGUGACAUUGGAUCAAUCUGUAAAUGGUGAACUACAAAUUAGGAAUAUCCAAGCACUUAAUUUACCAGGACUAUACAGGCUUUCAGGGGGUUCGACAUUAUUAUGGUUUAACCUUUGAAUUGUUGAUAACUUGCCUAUCUAUUUCUUACAAGUUGCACAAUGAUGGAACAAAGAUGCUUCCUCUGUAAAAAAAUAAUGAACCUGAUGUAAGACUCAUGUUUCAUCUCUUGCUAGGUUAACCCUGUUUACUGUAUGUGCCUUGCUUUACGAUGGCGUGGCACUUAACGUUGCAAGGACAUGAUUUUUUAAUUUUAUGAUUACAAUGUUUGUUUUCACUCGCAUUAAACAGCUUUAAAGGUGGGACUGACAAGGGUUCAUAGAGAUAGAGACAUGUUUUUAUUGAUGGAUGCCUGUCUUUUUUUUGUUUUGAACAUACCAUAUGUGCUCUGCUGGUUACUCUGAUUAAAGUUUGUUUGCAAAGUUCUACA